This is a messenger RNA of Parasteatoda tepidariorum (common house spider), 565 nucleotides long. The record is from RefSeq and is a predicted model, not a curated record. Lineage: Eukaryota; Metazoa; Arthropoda; Arachnida; Araneae; Theridiidae.
AUUAAUGUCUGCAUUAGGAGAAUGCCUUGUUCUAAAGACCAGAAUCUAUUGUGGAAAUGCAGAUGAUGAUUUAGUAAAAGCAUUGUUCUCUAUUUUCAAACCUCAAUACGAGUUCGAAUGCAAUCAAACUGGAAUUAUCAAAUCUCAUCUUGUGCAGUUUUCUGUUUAAAAGUUAUAACAAGUGCUUCAAAUUAAACGAUCUAUUUUGUAUACCUUUAUAUCGCUGUUAUUUAUUGGAAUGAGAGCAUUUAAUUUAUUCAAAGUUAAUAAAUUCGAAAAUUAAAUUAGCUUCCCAUUUUUUUUUCAAAUAAAGAUUAUCGUAAAGUGCAAUUGUCACAGCAAUCAUAUUAUAUGUAUGAAGUUAGAAUGAAAAAUUCAAUUAUUUUGAGCACCUGUUUCUAUUAUAAAUAUGUAAAUUUAUUGUCCAAAGUGAUUCAAAUUAAAUUACAUAUAGUUAUUUUUGUAUUCUCUUCAAAAUUUUAUGAAUGUCACCAACUGUGUAAUGAAAAGUGAGGCCAAAGCAAGCAAGAGAAGAGCAAAUUCAAUAAAGUUUUUUGGAGCCUGA